AUGGUUCUGAAUGUUUCCUUCACGACUGGGAUGAGAAGAAUGUUUUAUCUUGUUUCUCCAGAAGAAUCUUCAUUUGAAAAAGCAGAAGAUGUCCCUAAAUAUAUAACUGAGUCAUAUCCAUUUUUCAUUUUCUUUGUGGUAAUAGAAGUAUUGAUAUCUAUGUAUAAACAAGACAAAAAGGUGCGACUAAAUGAUAGUUUGACGUCAGUUAGUGCUGGAAUGUAUUCAAGGCUACCAAUGUUGAUUAUACCGUCUAUAAGUAUUGUUACCUAUGUAUGGAUUUAUAAGAAUUUUAAUAUUAUUAAUCUACCGUGGAAUUCACCAUGGACGUGGUGGUUAUGUUUUCUAGGUGUAGAUCUAGGAUAUUAUUGGUUCCAUAGACUAGCACAUGAGGUAAAUUUUAUGUGGGCCGCCCACCAGGUACAUCACAGUUCAGAAGAUUAUAAUUUCUCUACAGCAUUACGUCAAUCAGUUUUACAAAUCUAUACUUCUUGGGUAUUUUAUUUGCCGUUAGCUUUGUGCAUACCACCGCCAAUAUUUAUAGCUCACAAUGAGCUUAAUAUAUUAUAUCAGUUCUGGAUACAUACUCAGUAUAUCCGGUCAUUGGGGCCACUAGAAUAUAUAUUGAAUACACCAAGUCAUCAUCGUGUUCAUCAUGGAAGAAACAGAUAUUGUAUUGAUAAGAACUAUGCUGGUACUUUGAUUAUCUGGGACAGAAUAUUUGGUACAUUCACCCCCGAAGAAGAAGAAGUAGCGUAUGGUUUAACUCAUCCCGUUGGAACAUUUGAUGCUACUGAUGUACAGUUUGGUUAUGGGGAGUAUCUGGUGCACAGGACCAACAAGAUGAUCAGCCUUGAAGAUAAGGUGAAAAGUUUAUUAUAUGGUCCAGGCUGGUUACCUGGAAAAGCAAGAACUGGUGAUAUCAACGACAUUCCUCAAAUUGAGAAACCAAUCAAACGAUAUGGAAACAUCAUACCUACAUGGUUGAAUAUAUAUGUCGUUGUACACUUUUCUUUAGUCUUUAUUGGUUUCCAAAUACUGCCUCAAAAAAUAACGGGUUUUAACCAAGCAACUGUGAUAUUAUUUCUACUGUUUAUUGGAUUUUCUUUGACGAGUUUUGGUCGCCUCUUUGAUGGCAGGUAUGAGACUUACCACUAUUUAAUAACUACAAUUUACGACUGUCUUUAA
Molecule: messenger RNA, 1188 nt
Organism: Lottia gigantea (owl limpet)
Lineage: Eukaryota; Metazoa; Mollusca; Gastropoda; Lottiidae
Exons: 10
Coding region: 1-1188 (395 amino acids)
Biological process (GO): lipid biosynthetic process
Cellular component (GO): endoplasmic reticulum
Molecular function (GO): iron ion binding; oxidoreductase activity
Source: RefSeq, a predicted model, not a curated record